AUGGGGAAGCGGCAGCGCAGCGACUACAGAGGCGAUGGCGGAGCGUCCUCGACGGAAUCGAACGACGAAACACUGGCCUCAACCAAGAUGAACGGUGGUGAGGUGUGCACACACAUACAGAAGUCGAUCGACCUGAACACCAUACGCAAACAGAUCAAGGCCAACGAGACGUGGUGCCGGCAGAAGUGUGGCAAGUGCGGGGAUGAGCCGACUUUUGACUAUCUGCUUCAACUACCCACGAAGGAACCGAACGAAGUCGGUGACACGACGCUCUGGUUGUGUUUGAAGUGUGGUUCGCAUCUGUGUGGCCGGAAACACAACCAGCACGCCCUGCAACACUACGCGGUACCACGAUCUGACAUGCACGCGCUGGCGAUGAACACAACCACGUUCGAUGUUUGGUGCUACUCCUGCAACCUGCCGGUUGAUCCAUACGCGAAACCGAAACUGCUGGAGGUGGUAGAGUGCGUCAAGCGGGAGGUGAACAAGGUACGCGCCUCUGACCUCCCACUCGACGCCACGGACGCACAGCUACAGAUCACAACCGAAUCCGUGCGCAAAAUGAUGAUCGACGUGCUGCAAUCAACGCCUGCGACCAACAACUCGUUCGACGUGCCGGAUGCGGCCAAAAUGAACGACAACGAUCAAACGAACGACCGCAAACCGGCCGCCGGGGAUGGGGAUGCUGGGCAAGGGUCGGGUAAACCCCCACCGGGUACCACCAAACCCCCCGGGGCGAUUCCGCUCGGAGACGUAGCACGUUAUGGGCAACCGACACCUGGCUCACCGGAUGUACUGCCACGUGUCCGCGGUCUGUCGAACCUUGGCAACACGUGCUUCUUCAACGCCGUGCUGCAGUGCCUGGCUCGAACACCCUACCUCCUGCCUAUCCUGAAGCAGUCGGCGUUCGCGAACGAGCGGGUGUACAUCCCCGGCGGCGUGCUGGAUCUUCCGGAUGGGACCGAUCUGGUGGUUCCACCCAUCGAUGGUGUCCUGGAUGGGUGGCGCAGUCUGACGGAGGCGCUAGCUGAGCUGCUGACGGAUCUGUCCGCGAACGCACACGGUGUGUUGUCACCGAACCGGUUGCUGCAGGAGCUGACGUCCAAGUGGCCGCAGUUUGAUGGCGGCGAUCAGCACGAUUCGCACGAGCUGCUGCGCCAUCUGCUGGAGAGUGUGCGAACCGACGAUCUGCGCCGGUACCAGUCGUUCAUCCUGUACCGGCUCGGGAUGGACAAACGCAAGAGCCAACAUCAGCUGGACCCGAAGCAGCUGGCGCUGGUGAAGUUCUACGGCAAGCAGAUCGCCCAGUGGGUGUUCCGACCCGAGCAGGUGUUCCGUGGGUCGCUCGUAUCGACGCUGACCUGCCAGGAUUGCCAUCACACGUCGUCGCAGCACGAGUACUUCCUCGACAUCUCGCUGCCGGUGUGCGUGGAGAAACCGCAGCCUCCGGUGCGCCGCCGUAGCAGCCCGGAACCGGAUGGAAGCGGACCGGGAGCGACGGUGACACCGAUCGGUACGAACACCGGCCUGCCGACCAAAUCGCCCAGCAAGAAGGAGCGCGAGCGCGAGAAGAAAGCCAAGCGUAUUGCGAAGCAUCAGAAGAACCGCAUCAACCUCUCGUCGGUCGGUGGAACCGGGGCCGGUAUUGGGUUGUUGGCCGCGAGCGAGAAGACGAGCGAUGAACCGGGCGAGCCGAUGGCGAACAUGGUGCCGCUAACCGACGACCAGCCGGAUGAAUCGUCGGAUGACUCGAACGAACCGUCCGAUGCUGAUGUCGAGGAUAACGACGUGACGGACGAUCCGCUGUCACGUGGCGGUGGCGGUGGACCAGUCGCAACCGUCGACCAGAACGGUAACCAGUCGCGCUCGCUACCCGAGAAGCUGGAUGACACACCGGAGAAUCUAAACAAGGAACCAGACGGUGUUUGUGCGGUUAGUAUCAGCGCGCAACGGGCCGCCCACGUGACUCGCCAGCUUUCGGGUGGAACUGCAGGCAGCAGUGAAUCCGACGAGGACACGGUAGGUAGACGAGCGACCGGAACGAUCGGAACGACGACCGGACCAGCGACCACCGGUGAACCGAGACGUGCACGCCAACGCACCUACAGCCAUGCCGACUGGAGCAACACCAUCGCACCACGCUACCAAUGCGAAGAUGGUGAGUACUCGGUGCAAUCCUGCCUGAACAACUUCACCGCCGUCGAGCUGAUGACGGGCAACAACAAGGUGUGCUGCGAGGCGUGCACCGAGCGUGUGAACGGGAAAGGCGGCAAAUCGGUCAACACGAACGCGACGAAGCAGUUCCUCAUCUCGCAACCACCGGCCGUGCUGAUUCUGCACCUGAAGCGCUUCCAGGUCGGGCUGCGGGGUGUGUUCAAGAAGCUGAACAAGCUCGUCUCGUUCCCGUUCGUGCUCGAUAUCGCGCCGUUCUGUGGCUCGAAGGUGAAGCGCGCCUCGCACAUCCGGCCGGGUCAGAAGAAGAUCCUGUACGCGCUGUACGGGCUCGUCGAACACUCUGGCUCCAUGCACGGGGGUCACUACGUUGCGUACGUGAAGGUGCGUGCCCCGUUCGGCACCGACGACGAGCGAUGGAAGUUCAUCCCGCAGGGUACCAAGGACGAGCUGGACUGCAAGUCGGAGCAGGAGAUGGCCAAAGAGCAGGCGUUGCGGAUGGGUGUGCACCUGCGCGACGGUGCCGAUCGGCGGGAUGCACCCGCUCGGAAGGGCCCGGAUGACGGGGACGAGCUGGAGGGUGCGGUUGGGUAUGCAACCAAACCGGUUGAACCCCUUCCGGAUGUGACGUCACCACCCGGUAAAUGGUACUACGUGUCGGAUAGCAGCGUGCGCGAGGUAACGGAGGAGUGCGUGCUGAAGGUGCAGGCGUAUCUGCUGUUCUACGAGCGCAUAUUUUAAUUUCCCGAGGUUCUCGCGCACUGAUCCGCUUGAUCCGCUAUCCGCCAUCAUCCGUUCCAUCCUUUUUCUUCUGCUAUCCUUGUAUCUUUCCCCUCACACUCACACGUUAGCUGCUGUUAGCAGAAUCGCGGAGAUUCCUUUUACUCUCAUUGUCGUUGUCGUCUCUUGGACGUUGUUUGUCCUUUGACUUUCACAUUUUCUGUAUUUUUGUCGUUGUAGACACA
Messenger RNA from Anopheles nili, 3137 nucleotides. It is a transcript of the gene Usp16-45, whose product is annotated as ubiquitin carboxyl-terminal hydrolase 45. Lineage: Eukaryota; Metazoa; Arthropoda; Insecta; Diptera; Culicidae. The record is from RefSeq and is a predicted model, not a curated record. Bases 1 to 2913 code for a protein of 970 amino acids. Gene Ontology annotation, molecular function: cysteine-type endopeptidase activity; cysteine-type deubiquitinase activity; zinc ion binding. Gene Ontology annotation, biological process: protein deubiquitination. Gene Ontology annotation, cellular component: nucleus; cytosol. The transcript is spliced from 2 exons.